AACGGGCAGUUUAUACAUAACAGGCAAUCGACCAACAUGCCUAGCAUGUACAAAUGUGAAGCGUGUCGAAAGGACUUCAAAACCGUGUGGUUACCUGACAAGCUAUGCUGUCGUCUCGCCCAAAACAAACUCCAAGGUUUGGGUAACACAUACAGCCGACAUCUGACGCAGAGCCUCGCAGAGGUUCCACAGGUUAAUAAUGAAAAGAAACUCUCUCUGGUUAAUUCUCGUCCGCCGACAGGCAUCGAUGGAGGAGGAUAUAUACAACGAAAUAACAUAGCCCCAUUUUCUUCAUCUGGUAAGCCGACGUGUGGGCAUUUCUUUUCGAGAGACACAGAUCAUCGCAAGCGAAAGAUCGGAAUUCCACCUUCAAACUUGGUGCAAUGGAGAUCGUAUGUCUCAUGAGAGUUUGUUUGUUUACAUGGAGCUGCUAACACAGAGCUUUGCUGUUGUUUAAAAUUUUUGCCAUUAACAGUGUGAUUUCAUUAACAGACUGUCUUUAAAAAGAUAUUCGCUAUUGUUUUGCUAAAUUAUCUACAGUGUGCGAGCGUGUUGCGUAGAAUGGCAACUCAGGGCUUGACUUUCCAUGCGAAUGCAUUCAUUCUGACCAGUGCAGCUUCAAUGGAAUCGAGCAGAUGCGAAGAAGAUGAUCAUAACAAGGACUAGACGUUUUGAAGAAGCAAAUUUUUUUGCUGACAGAAUAUGAAGAAACAUCGGUUAGGCAGAUGGUUAGAAAGACAUCUGCAUGGUUAGGAAUUUAAAUACGCCAAUAUUUCGCACGAUGUAGUUUGCAUGGUGAAUGAUCAAGUGAAACUGGAUCCAUAAAAAUCCAAAUAAAAUAAUAAAAUCAAGAAAUACAGCAAUA
Messenger RNA from Dendronephthya gigantea, 865 nucleotides. RefSeq lists its product as uncharacterized. The record is from RefSeq and is a predicted model, not a curated record. NCBI's taxonomy places the organism in Eukaryota, Metazoa, Cnidaria, Anthozoa, Malacalcyonacea, Nephtheidae. The transcript has a single exon. The coding region runs from base 37 to 405 and encodes 122 amino acids.